GGUGAAAAGUACUUUUACCCUCUUUUUUUUAAACUUAUUUGAUUAUUUUGAUAAAUUGGUAACAAUGACGCAAAUUGACAAUCUGCUGAUUUGACGAUUGUUCACUUUGAUUGUUUAUAUCAUGGCGUCCGUCAGUGAAAGUGCAACGGAAGAAAGAACAGAGCCAGUUGUGGCCCAAACAAUUGUGAGUCCCGUCACCGAAUCAAUUCAAAAAGCAAUAGCGAUUGAGAAAGAACCAGAUUCAUCGACAGCGCCAACAAAGAAAUCUCGUGUCGAAGUCCAAUCUCUUCCAACUCGUCAAUAUUUGGAUCAAACUGUCGUGCCAAUAUUAUUACAAGCACUUUCAACUCUAGCAAAAGAACGACCACCAGAUCCGAUCAAUUAUUUAGCCGGUUAUCUUCUCAAAAAUAAAAGCCAAUAUGACAAUGGUGGAUCUCUACCUACUAAUCAUUGAGACUGCGAUAGGCAAAUUAAUUGAAACAAUUUAUUAACAAUUUAUCCAUAAGCAAUGAAAAGAAGAAGAAAAAAAGAAUGUCUUAAUAUUACAAUUUAAAAGAAUCUUUAUCGUAGUCAUUUUACAAUCUAAUAACUAUAAGAAUUUGCUUCCAGUACAAUUUUAAUAAGGAUCGAUGUUAUUUAUUUUUCUUUUUUUUUAUCUAAGAUUCAACUUGACAAGGUUUAUAAUAUUUUUAAAAACCAAUUUAAAAAUAAAAUUUGGUGUUAGCUUAAUUGUGAUAUAUUAAGUAUGUAAAAUGAGAACUUAAAAGACUAUAAGUGAAUUUACUUUAUAUCGAUCAAUAAUAAACGAUUUACCACUUUUA
Leptopilina heterotoma is the source of this 821-nucleotide messenger RNA. Its product is annotated as protein dpy-30 homolog. Gene Ontology annotation, cellular component: Set1C/COMPASS complex. NCBI's taxonomy places the organism in Eukaryota, Metazoa, Arthropoda, Insecta, Hymenoptera, Figitidae. The record is from RefSeq and is a predicted model, not a curated record. The coding region runs from base 122 to 454 and encodes 110 amino acids. The transcript is spliced from 3 exons.